CCACCAUCCAUCUGAACUCCUCUUCAGAUAGCAGAUAUUGACAGUGAAUUUGUGAGCAGCAGUGCAGAUAUGAGGGUGUUUAUUGCGGUCUUGUGUCUGAUGUGGCUGUCCUCUUGUGAGGGCCGCACACUGGGGCGUUGUGACGUCGUCCGUAUCUUCAGGGAAGGGGGACUUGAUGGCUUUGAGGGAUUCUCUCUUGGCAAUUAUGUGUGCACGGCCUACUGGGAAAGCAGGUUUAAGACCCAUAGAGUGCGUUCGGCUGAUACCGGGAAAGACUAUGGAAUCUUCCAGAUAAACAGUUUCAAAUGGUGUGAUGAUGGCACUAAGGAUGGAAAGAACAUGUGCAAUGUGCCCUGUUCAGAUUUGCUUAAGGACGACCUGAAAACUUCAGUUGAAUGUGCAAAGCUCAUUGUGAAAACCGACGGACUGAAAUCAUGGGACACCUGGGAAAGUUACUGUAAUGGCCGUAAGAUGGAACGCUGGGUGAAAGGUUGCGAAUAGCAUAAGGCCUUGAUUGCCCGUGGGAUCUUUAAUUACCUACAAUGAUUAUGUGCUAAUGCAGUUUAAACUCUUGGUUGAUGUGACUUUAAAGGCAUUGUCAUCAGUAAUAUUUGCAUCCUUGAUCUUGAUAUGUAUAUUAAAGCAUCUUCCCAAAUUGUAAAGUUGUGCUUGCGUCUCACUUUUGGCUUAAGCUGAUGCAGCAGCAAAUUAUGACAGAUGGUUUGUUUGAUAUUAGUAGUGGUGAGCUUUUAUUUAAAUUGCUUUUAUUAAAAAUGGAAUAAUCUGUCUCUGAAAACCCAUAUUGAUUGACCAGCACUCUGAAUAUUAAACAUGUCCCUCUAAAUGUC
Rhinichthys klamathensis goyatoka is the source of this 848-nucleotide messenger RNA. It is a transcript of the gene lyz, whose product is annotated as lysozyme. The transcript is spliced from 4 exons. Bases 70 to 501 code for a protein of 143 amino acids. Lineage: Eukaryota; Metazoa; Chordata; Actinopteri; Cypriniformes; Leuciscidae. The record is from RefSeq and is a predicted model, not a curated record. Gene Ontology annotation, molecular function: lysozyme activity.